This is a messenger RNA of Drosophila hydei, 1570 nucleotides long. RefSeq lists its product as uncharacterized. The record is from RefSeq and is a predicted model, not a curated record. Lineage: Eukaryota; Metazoa; Arthropoda; Insecta; Diptera; Drosophilidae. Gene Ontology annotation, cellular component: SCF ubiquitin ligase complex. Bases 92 to 1381 code for a protein of 429 amino acids. The transcript is spliced from 3 exons. Gene Ontology annotation, biological process: SCF-dependent proteasomal ubiquitin-dependent protein catabolic process.
GUCGAUACUAUUAAAAAUCAGCUGAUAGUUAAUUACCUUUUGUGCAAACUAUGUUUUUAUUUUAUUCUAUUAAAGCGCAACAAAUACUAUCAUGGCGCGCACAACCGACUUUUCGGACCUCAAUUUUCAAUGUUUACUGUUGAUAUUCAAGUUGCUACAUAACUUAGAUGAUCAAGUCAGUUUUGCACUCUGCUGCCGAAGGUUUCGCGAUGCAUUUGCAUACCUACACCGACAACGAUUCGAAGAAAUAGUUGAUAGCGACAUAAAGCUACGUAAUUUGGACAAUUGGCGUGCCUUUUUAUGGAUGUGCGGAGCCAAUGUCAAAAGGUUAACUUGCUACCGCGACGAUGAUCAUCCGCUGCAAAUAUUAUCUUUGGUGUCGAGAUUCUGCGUCCGCUUGGAGAGCAUUACGCUGCGCAAUGUUACGGUGGUCAGGGCCCAGCCGUAUUUGCUGAAAUUAACAACGCUAGAGAAGGUUUACGUACGUAAUUACAAAAGCACCAGCAUAGAUCUAAUUAAAUGUAUGAAGCUGCGGCUGCCCCACAUACAAUAUCUUGGCUUGGAAUGCUUUGAGCGCAGGGAAUUACAAGAAUUGCGCCACUUCUUUAAUCUGAAGGAGUUGCAAAUGUACGACGAAGUAACAGCGUCCGAUUUCAUUGCCAUUACCAAAUCCAUGAGGAAUUUACGAAAACUGCAGCUGAAAAAUGCCAAGAAAUUUCUGACUACUAAUGCGCUUAAGCAACUGGCCAUAAAUUGUCGACAGAUAGAGAAAUUCAGCUUUCAGGAUAGUGAUGCCGAUCUUACAGUCUUGUCGAUGUUCCCCAACUUGCAAUAUCUUCAGCUUAAUUGUCCAGAUAACCAAAAGGCGCGCUUGUUCAAAACUUUGGGUAGCAAGUGCGCUACGAAUUUGGAAUAUCUCAUAUUGCAACGUAAGCAAUGGAUCGACGAGGAGCAGGCGCAACGCAUUGGCUCAAUCAAAACACUCAAAUGGCUUGUGUGCAAGCCUCGCAAUGAUCGUUGCGUGGCUCAACUGGCGAAUCUAACUCAAUUGGAGUGCCUCUCAUUGCAAUGCGCCCGAGAUAUUGGGGAAUCGGAGCUCUUGAAUUUAAUCCGCAAUAACGAACAGUUGCGGUAUCUGAACAUCUGCUACUGCCUGGGCAUAACCGAUGCCUUCAUUGUAGACAUGCUCAGCAUCUUAGCUCAACGACGGACACAACAGCCGUUGGUGCUUUAUGCAGCUGCAACAGAUAUUAGGCAUGAUAUCAUUGAAAGACUACCAACCGAUUUUGCCUCGAAAUCACUGAUCUUAUACUUUGAGUGUAGUCAAGGGAUGCAUUCCACUGAACAUUAUUAUAGCGACGAACCGGAAUUCGAUCGUUGAUGAUGUUAUUUCGAGAUGUCAGUUAAGCUUAUACACAUCAUUAUGCAUUCGCAUAAGAGAAUACCAAUAAGCUGUUCGUAUACCAAAUUAUAUACUUAGAAUUUUAUAAAAGUAUUUAAUGUAUAUUUAUCCUUCUGUUAUAUUACACUUUAAGUGCUUUAUAUUACACGAUAAUAACGCUUAUUUCAA